Molecule: messenger RNA, 2820 nt
Organism: Hylaeus volcanicus
Lineage: Eukaryota; Metazoa; Arthropoda; Insecta; Hymenoptera; Colletidae
Gene: B9d1
Product: B9 domain-containing protein 1
Exons: 5
Coding region: 1515-2084 (189 amino acids)
Biological process (GO): cilium assembly
Cellular component (GO): MKS complex
Source: RefSeq, a predicted model, not a curated record
AAUAUUUGAAUAAUUAAAAGAUUGCAAAUAGACUGGUUCCCAUUUCCCAUAAUGAAUAUAAUAUUCGAGUCAUGAUAUUUAAAUAAUUCGAAAAUUAGAAUGAUUGCUAAUGCACUUAUUCCUAUUUGCAGUGUAUGUUACGUUCAAGUAAUAGUAACAUUUGUUGACAGUAUCGAUUUCUGCAAUUAUUAACAUCAGCUGUCAUUGCAGAAAUCUGUAUAUUAGUUGAGAAAAUUUAGAAAACUAUCCUUGUUUCGUUAAUUGAAAAUUCAUUAUAUUGUCGGGAAUAAUAUCAUUGAAGAAAUGUUUCUAAAUGCUGUAAGUUUUCUACCCCUAUACACGUUACAUGUGUUAACUAAAAGCAAAGUAUCAGUUGAAGGUAAUCAUAAUUUAUACAAUAUUCGAAAUGCUAGUUAUAAUUUUGCAGCAGAAUAACUAAAUAUUUUAAUUAAUUAGUUGCAGGAUUAUAGAAAUCAGAAAUAGAGAAGAGACUUCGCGAUAUUUUAAUAAUCAAAAUUUUGAACAUUAAGGGUGAGUUUAAAGUAUAACAGUAAAAGUUUAAACAUAUAAUUGAAACUAUGCUUGCAACAAAAUCUUUUAGGUAAUUAUUUCAAAGCUGCAUCAUCAAAAUGAUGAAAUCGUUUGAUUAAUUAGCACGUCUAGUUGCAGUAAUCUUUGAGCUGUGAUGCAUAGGAUAGAUUAUUGAUCAAACGUAUAUGGAUCACUUAUCCCUUUUGACAGGAAGACAGAUUGCCCAUUCCGAUAUCAAACGACGAGUGAUCUAUGGAAACACUAACUUGUCGAGAGCCUAUCGAUUGGAAAUCAGCCGUCGGGUUUCAAACAAGAAUCAUCUCGUCGCGCAUGCGUUUCGACUAUUCGUAAUUAUUCAAACGGUACACGUAUUUAGAAAGAUGUGUAGGAACUUACACUCUCUUGACAUUUACUUGUCUCGACAUAUAAAUACAUUAUUUUUAUUGCUUAUUCUUUUAAUACACGAAAUUGAUACUCUGUUUGCUACAAAAUACUCUUAAUCGUUUCUUUAAAUUUUCAUUAUAAAUAUAAAUUUGCAAUUAAAUCUAAAGCUACAUAAUUGGAAUAAAAAUUAAAGUAAAUAACUCUGCAACGACAUACGGGACUCAAUCAGUUCUUGAAUUUUUCAUAAUAAUUGUCGCGACGUCUAGACGACCUUAACUGACAACGCUGUCACAAACACGUGAGACAAUGAAAUAAAUUGAGUGCUGCUUUCUGAAUAUUAAGAGGAACACCUCCUCUGCGCUACCUCCUCUACCCCCAUCCACGGACUCAUUCAAGUGUUCAGCACACCACAUGUUCCACGUAAAACUGGGGCGCAUGCUUCGUUACCACGACGACGGAUUCUCAUAAACGUAUACAAAGCGGCCGAACAGUGUAAAUUGUCGCACGUUGGUUAUGAUCUUUCCAUUCGAAAGACUUUCUUGUUCCAUAAGCUCGUGCUUUAUCUAAAGCUACGUUUGGCGAGACUCCUCGAGCUCGUCAUGUCGGUCGAGGGUGAAUUUUGUUUAUCGAUCACCGGUUCAAUCGAACACGCGGAAUUCUACGACAUCAAUAACGCCUACUGCAAAUACGGAUUUCAUUUUGGACCCGAAUGGAGUGUAAUCGCUGGUAUCGAGGAGGGUCUGACGCAGAUGUGUAAGUGCAGCAGUGACCCACGAAAUCUGGCCGUUUGGAAUUUCCCCCUAGAGAUCACGUUCAGAAGCACCAAUCCUCAUGGAUGGCCACAACUAAUAAUGUCGAUUUACGGCCUGGAUAUCUUCGGACACGACGUCAUCAGGGGUUAUGGAGUGUGUCAUUUGCCGUUAACAACAGGUCACCAUGAGAAAAGGGUGUCUGUAUACGUGCCCGAGUCCUCUUCAACGUUACAACGAUUUGCAGCCUGGUUAACCGGUAGAAGACCAGAACUAAUUGACCCGGCGAUAUUGGCUUCUGGCGGCGGAAGAGAACUCACGCGCAUGAGGGUGGAGGGUAUUGUUACCAUAACGUUCAACGUGGUGCUGAAAGAUUUCUUCAAGUUGGGCUACAACAAUGGCGAGAAGCAUAAGAAGUAAAGCGAUUUACCGAGUCGCUAACACCAAUUAAGAGACCGAUGCUUUCACUUUUCUUCUUCUCGCGACUUUACGGAAAAACGAAAAAGUGAAAAAGACUUUUUCCAUUCAUUUAUUACAAUAUUGCCCAGAAACAUUUGUAAAGAAGAAAGUUCAAUGGCGAAUAAUACUUCUGUUUUACGUAUAUAAGCAAAAUUCUUAUCUGGAUACAAAAUUUCAAAUAAAUAAGAUUAAUAAUUGUUUGACCACUAUUCCUUGAAUAUAAAUCAGCAUUUGAAUUAUAGAAUCAAAUAUUUCACUAUGGAUAGUUACAAUUUCAAAUGUUCGAUUUAUAUGCUUUUUUAAUAAUUAAAUGCAUAGACGAUACAAACAAAUUUUGUAUAAUAUUUAAACGUUUCGAUACAAAGUUGCUAGAUUUCUUAAAAAAUGACAAUAAUUAUUAAUAUUAAUUUAGUUUCAUAAUAUUUAUAUGUAAGAUGUAAUAUGAUAACAGUGUUAAUAUUAUCAUGUUCAGACAAUAAUUAAUUGUACCGAUUAUGAAAGAAUGAAAUUAAUGAGAAUAUACAUUGCAAAAAUUGUUGCUCUGGAAUAUAUGUGUGUACAUUAGCUUAUUUGAAUUCAUACCAUCUUCAUUAAAAUUCUAAUUAAGGAAGAAGUUGAUAAAUUAAUGAUAGAAAGAUUAUUGUUAACUAUAAGAUUCUUUUAUUCAAAUUGUGUAAUACAAAAGUGUAUGCUACAA